Molecule: messenger RNA, 3083 nt
Organism: Sorex fumeus (smoky shrew)
Lineage: Eukaryota; Metazoa; Chordata; Mammalia; Eulipotyphla; Soricidae
Gene: AASDHPPT
Product: aminoadipate-semialdehyde dehydrogenase-phosphopantetheinyl transferase
Exons: 7
Coding region: 65-976 (303 amino acids)
Cellular component (GO): cytosol
Molecular function (GO): magnesium ion binding; holo-[acyl-carrier-protein] synthase activity
Source: RefSeq, a predicted model, not a curated record
GGAAGGGGCGGGGCCGGGCUCGGCGUCGGCGCCAUCGGGCCCUGCGGUGCGGCGCGCUCGGUGCAUGGUGUCCGCGGCCCCGCGCUCCUGCCUGCUGCCGGCCAUGGAGGGCGUGCGCUGGGCCUUCUCGUGCGGCACCUGGCUGCCCAGCCGCGCGGACUGGCUGCUGGCCGUGCGCUCCAUCCAGCCCGAGGAGAAGGAGCGCAUCGGCCAGUUCGUCUUCGCCCGCGACGCCAAGGCUGCUAUGGCUGGUCGUCUGAUGAUAAGGAAAUUAGUUGCAGAGAAAUUAAAUAUUCCUUGGAAUAAUAUUCGUUUGCAAAGAACUGCCAAGGGGAAACCAGUUCUUGCAAAAGACUCCUUGCAUUCUUACCCCAAUUUCAACUUCAACAUCUCUCACCAAGGGGACUAUGCCGUGCUCGCUGCGGAACCUGAGCUCCAAGUUGGCAUUGAUAUCAUGAAGACCAGUUUCCCAGGUCGUGGUUCAAUUUCAGAAUUCUUUCAUAUCAUGAAGAGAAAGUUUACCAACAAAGAAUGGGAGACCAUCAGAAGCUUUAAGGAUGAAUGGACUCAGCUGGAUAUGUUUUAUAGGAAUUGGGCGCUGAAAGAAAGCUUCAUCAAGGCCGUUGGUGUUGGACUGGGGUUCGAAUUGCAGCGGCUUGAGUUUGAUAUAUCCCCUUUAAACCUGGAUAUUGGCCAGGUUUAUAAAGAAACACGCCUAUUCCUUGAUGGGGAAGAAGAAAAAGAGUGGACCUUUGAGGAAAGCAAAAUAGACGACCACCAUUUUGUGGCAGUUGCCCUUAGGAAGCCUGAUGGAUCUAAACAGGACGCUCCAUCUCAUUCUAAGUCAGCCCAGAGAGAGUUUACUGUUCUCACUUUCAGUGACCUGAUAUCCUCUGCCGUCCCCAUGACCCCUGAAGAUCCAUCCUUCUGGGACUGUUUUUGCUUCACAGAGGAAAUUCCAAUACGAAAUGUUUAAAAACAACUUUUCCUACUGAAAAAGCAGACUCCCAGAUCAAGAUAGCUCACGGCGUCCGUGCUUACCUCUUCCUCCCCAAAUCAUGUUGGAUUGACGGAAGAAACAGAAAAUGUGACAGAAUAUCAGGGUGAUGCAAGCAGAUUGUAGAGAAACAGAAACUACAGACAUGCAAAAAGAAAACUCUUAAGUUCAUAUCUCUCAGAGGUAACUAUUCCUAAAACUCCAGUAUCUUUCAAGACAUUUUUCUUGGUAAAUGAAUCUGUAUUAAUAUUCUUGUUUUGUUUUUUUUUUAAACGGGAACAUACGUGAUUUUGUUGCAAUUCUUUUUUUUUCCUUAAUGUCUUACUGUUGUUUAUAAAUAUACUUCUGUGUUUAAUUUUUCUAGUGGCUUUGACAUGUUCUGUUUUCUGACUAACAAUACCAUUUAGGAUGCUUUUGACCAGAGAUAACAAAGAAUAUUACUUGACUAUAGUAACCAGAAAUAUUUAUUAGGUCAUGUAACACACAGUCGAGAAUUAUCAUUAGACAUUUUUUUUAAAAUUUUUUGCCUCAGCCUUUUUUUUUUAUUUUGCCUUAUUUGUUCUCUUCAUGGUCCUAAGAACUGAUAAUAAGUUCACAGAGUCACUUCACAAAAGGCCACAAAGACCUUUUCUCCCCUUGUAGCUCAGUUUCACCAUCAGUGAGUUUUCUCAGGAGCUCUGGGAGAGAUCCCUAUCAGUAUCCAUGGCCUCGGUCUGCUCACUGAACUCCUGCCACCAGACUCAGCGGCCGGCCUACAGGCGCUUGUGCCGGCCAGCUUGGCUUCAAGUUUAUCUUCCCUGUGCUGAUCGGACGUGUUGAUUUUAUACUGGGCGAUGUCUGACAGUGUGCCAGUUCAUUGGGGAGGAGGUCACUGCUCUGAGGCCAGCGAUGGGCAGCUGCCAGUGGGAAGGGUACUGAGUUGUCAGCUCACUAGACACGGCAGCUUACUCUACCAGGUUUAUCCCAGAGUUAGACAUUUGAGGUUGAAACAGCGGUUUCCUCUAAUCCACCUCUCAGGAAGAGAACCCCUCGGGCCACUUGGUGAGUAUGAACCCUUGGAAAUGGGUAGGAUGGUUUACUUUUUGGUAAUGAAGAACAAGUUGGAGGCACAGUCUCAGUGUUUGGUCCAGAAUCUGAUUAAGGUGAUCUGGUGAACUGGGAGCGCUGGGCAUGUGUUGGUACCCUGGGGUGCAGAAGCCCACGCCCACCAGCACCAGUGUUUGUGGAUGUGGAAUGGACUCAUGAGGAAGCUGCUGGGGUGGGGGGAGGAGGGUGGCAUGUGCCCGCCCUCAGCCUUGCCUUAGCCAUUGUGUUGAUGCACAGACGCACUGCAGACAAUGGGAAAGAGACUCUGACCGUGCUUUGAGGUAGGUGCACGCUUAAUUAUGUCCUGGAAAAAUGUUUUUUAGAAGGGGAAAGCUUGGCACAAAGGCCUCAAAAACAUCUUUAGAAUUUUGACAAAUACUGGGAAAUUACUUUCCAAAAUGCCUGUUCAGUUUACACUUUCAGUUCACGUUUUGUGUAAGCACCCAUCCAUCACCACUCAUGUCUUUAGUCCCUGGUCAACUGCAUUUUUUUUCUUUUUGAUUGAAUCUUUGUUCGAAGAAGUGAAACAUUUUUUAACUUGUGUUUUAUGAGAAAUGAGGUUGAUCUAUCAGUGUUGUUGCUGUUGUUUGUGCUUUUUUUUUUUACGGACUGCCUGUUUUGUCUUUUUCUGUUUUUAUUUUAGUAAAUAAGACUUAAUUUAAUGUGGGAAUAUAAUAUAUACGAUGCCAAGACCAUCAUAUUGAUGACAUAAUUUUAUAUGGUCUAGUGCAUGUCUGGGGAAUUUGCAUCUUGUUAAUUACCAAGAAGUAAAGUAAUUGUUUCUAUUACUAAAAUUAAAAGCUGUGUGUAAAUUGUAUAAAAUUACUUUGCUUAGUGAAAUAUUUGGAAUGUUUUCUAAUUUUUCAUUUUAUUAAGCAUGCCCAAGUAUUUCAAGUAGAGUAAAUAUGUGGAAAGUGUUCUUCCUAGCAUGAAUGUAAUGAUAAAAUCUUGUCAUCUGUAUUCUCACUACAAUAAUAAAAUGACUAACUGGAAAUAACUG